Messenger RNA from Aspergillus campestris IBT 28561, 590 nucleotides. Its product is annotated as DUF4604 domain-containing protein. The transcript is spliced from 2 exons. Bases 100 to 588 code for a protein of 162 amino acids. The record is from RefSeq and is a predicted model, not a curated record. Lineage: Eukaryota; Fungi; Ascomycota; Eurotiomycetes; Eurotiales; Aspergillaceae.
GCAUGAAGUCCUGAACCCCCGUCCAUUGCGGCUCCCAUGCGCUGCAUUCUCCCCUGAUCCCUCGAUCGAGCCAACCCCAGGCACACACGUCCGUUCACCAUGUCCUUCAAAGCCAAGGACCUGACAUACGAUUCCAAGGAACCGGCCUUCCUGCAGCGACUCAAGAACCAGUACGGAAACUCCACGGGACGCCUAGAGCGUCCGGCCGCUCGGCCGCGCUUGGCCAAACGGGAUGACGAGGACGAUGCGCCAACGUACGUCGAUGAGGAGAGCAACGAGGUCCUGACCAAGGAGGAGUAUGAGGCUCUCGUCCGAGGCGACGACCCCCAGAAGGCCGGAGAGGCGACCGAUGGCGCCACCCCCCAGCAACGAGAGGAACCGUCCGUGGGGGACAAUCCCACCGACACGGCACGCGCGACACCCAAGCAGAACGUGGUCGACGUCGGCGGUCCCAGGAAGCGGAAACAGGCCAAGGUGGUAGGGGAGGAGUCCUCCGCCGGGCGAGACCAGACGCCGCCCAAGGAGCUCGCAUCCACCAAGCCCAAGGGGAAGAAGAAGAAAAUCAAACUGUCUUUUGACGAUGCGUAAAC